GCGGGGCUCGCUGCCAGCAGGCCCCGGCACUCCGAUAACUCCGCGCCCAGUGCACCGCCGCAGCAUGGGGUCCCGCCACUUCGAGCUGAUUUUUGACCACGUGGGGCACUACGGCAGAUUCCAGAAAGUCCUCUAUUUAAUAUGUGCCUUCCAGAACAUCUCCUGUGGUAUUCACUACUUGGCUUCUGUGUUCAUGGGAGUUGCCCCUUAUCAUGUCUGUAGGCCCCCAGGCAAUGUGAGUCGGGUUGUUUUCCACAAUCACUCUAACUGGAGCUUGGAGGACUCUGGGGCCCUGUUGUCUUCAGGCCAUAAAGAUUAUGUUGCAGUGCAGUUGCAGAAUGGUGAGAUCUGGGAGCUCUCAAGGUGUAGCAGGAGCAAGAGGGAGAACACAUCAAGUUUGGACUAUGAAUACACUGGCAGUAAGAAAGAGUUUCCUUGUGUGGAUGGCUACAUAUAUGACCAGAACAAAUGGAAAAGCACCGCAGUGACCCAAUGGAACCUGGUCUGUGACCGAAAAUGGCUUGCAAUGCUGAUCCAGCCCCUAUUUAUGUUUGGAGUCCUACUGGGAUCGGUGACUUUUGGCUACUUUGCUGACAGGCUAGGACGCCGGGUGGUCUUGUGGGCCACAAGCAGCGGCAUGUUUUUGUUUGGAAUAGCGGCGGCGUUUGCAGCUGAUUAUUACACCUUCAUGGCCGCUCGCUUUUUUCUUGCCAUGGUUGCAAGUGGUUAUCUCGUGGUGGGGUUUGUCUAUGUGAUGGAAUUCAUCGGCAUGAAGUAUCGAACUUGGGCGUCUGUCCAUAUGCAUACCUUUUUUGCAGCUGGAACCCUGCUGGUGGCUUUGACAGGAUACUUGGUCAGGACCUGGUGGCUUUACCAGAUGAUCCUCUCCACAGUGACUGUCCCCUUUAUCCUGUGCUGUUGGGUGCUCCCAGAGACACCUCUUUGGCUUCUCUCAGAGGGACGAUACGAAGAGGCACAAAAAAUAGUUGACAUCAUAGCCAAGUGGAACAGGACAAGCUCCUGUAAACUGUCAGAACUUUUAUCGCUGGACCUACAAGGUCCUGUUGGUAAUAGCCCCGCUGAAGUUCAGAAGCACAACCUAUCAUAUCUGUUUUAUAACUGGAGCAUUGCGACAAGGACACUUACCGUUUGGCUAAUCUGGUUCACGGGGAGUUUGGGAUUCUACUCCUUCUCCUUGAAUUCUAUUAAUUUAGGAGGCAAUGAAUACUUAAACCUCUUUCUCCUGGGUGUAGUGGAAAUUCCUGCCUACACUUUCGUGUGCAUCGCCAUGGACAAGGUCGGGAGGAGAACAGUCCUGGUUUUCGCCCUUUUCUGCAGUGCACUGGCUUGUGGUGUCAUUAUGGUGAUCCCCCAGAAACAUUAUGUUUUGGGUGUGGCAACAGCUAUGGUUGGAAAAUUUGCCAUUGGGGCAGCGUUUGGCCUCAUUUAUCUUUAUACAGCUGAGCUGUAUCCAACCAUUGUAAGGUCGCUGGCUGUCGGAAGCGGCAGCAUGGUGUGCCGCCUGGCCAGCAUCCUGGCACCGUUCUCCGUGGACCUCAGGAGCAUUUGGAUCUUCAUACCACAGGUGUUUGUUGGAACUAUGGCCUUCCUCAGUGGAGUGUUAACACUGAAGCUUCCAGAAACCCUUGGGAAGCGACUGGCAUCUACUUGGGAGGAAGCUGCAAAACUGGAGUCAGAGAAUGAAAGAAAUUCAAGCAAAUUACUUCCCACAACUAAUAAUAUUGGGCUGGAAAAAACAGAAGCAAUAACCCCCAGGGAUUCUGGUCUUGGUGAAUAAAUAUGCUGUGCGUGCUGUCUCGCACCUGAAAUAUUAUUUACCUUACUGCUUUUGUAUUCGAGAAACCUUAUUCUCAUCUUCCACAUGUUGUUUGUAUGUCUUUUUAAUAAAUUUUGUAAGAAAGUUUUAAAGCAAAUGUGUUAUAAAAGAAAUAAAAACUAAGAUGAAAAUUCUCAUUU
Messenger RNA from Sapajus apella (tufted capuchin), 1977 nucleotides. RefSeq names its product solute carrier family 22 member 16 (gene SLC22A16). The record is from RefSeq and is a predicted model, not a curated record. Gene Ontology annotation, biological process: transmembrane transport. Bases 65 to 1798 code for a protein of 577 amino acids. Gene Ontology annotation, cellular component: membrane. The transcript has 8 exons. NCBI's taxonomy places the organism in Eukaryota, Metazoa, Chordata, Mammalia, Primates, Cebidae.